Messenger RNA from Peniophora sp. CBMAI 1063, 1041 nucleotides. Lineage: Eukaryota; Fungi; Basidiomycota; Agaricomycetes; Russulales; Peniophoraceae. The record is from the annotation of a GenBank genome assembly.
AUGCCCACGAUCCUCAGAUUGAUCGUCAUUGUUGCAGUCCCACUGGUCGUGGAAACGUACUUCUACGCCUUGUGUACUAUACUCACCGUAUAUGUCCUCUACCGAAGAUGGGUGAGGCAGGAAGAAGCAACAUCCUUGUUCAUGAUUGCCGUAGCGCUCAUCAUGUUCUGCUUGUUCAGCACGUACUGGAUCAUCGACGUAUACAAGCUAUGGCAUGCUGCACGCAUUCUCCCUGAACUGCCGGAUCCCGGGAUAUCUGAUAGCGUAUAUGAAGCCGAAUUCGGUCUGACGACCAAGAAGCUGGUAACUUCCGGUCAGCUACCUGUGGUAUUCUUGAUGAUGACCCUUGGAGACAUCGUUUCCUUGUGGCGAGCGUACGUCAUCUCGGGGAGACCGCGUUGGGUGUACGCUCUGGCGAUGGCCUUUGUUGUAGUCGAGUUUGGUCUUUGGAUCCUGAUCAUCGUUCAGCAGGCGCUGACAGACUUGUCGGAUCACGAGGCUCUCGUCCUCGAACUCGUCAGUCUGUCUGUUGUGGCAGCAGCACAGUUGCUCUGUACGCUGUUGAUCGCGUAUAAGGCCUGGUCACACUGGAGAGAUAUUCGCGGCGUCUUAGGCUUCUCCAGUACGCAGCAAAGCAUUGCGAUGCUUGUCGUUGUCAUUGAAACGGGAGUCGCCUACUUUGUCGCUCUUAUAUGCUAUGCUGCUGUAAGUGCUGCUAGGCAGCUGCCAAGACAAUAUGAAAUCUUGGACAUAUUGGGAGCUUGCAUGGUCCCUCUUUUCGCCAUGUAUCCAACCGGAGUCAUCGUUCUAGUGGCCGCGCGUCUCGCCAUCCUAGAGAGAAGUAUAGCCUCCAUCUCGUCACCGAGUAUACUGCAUUUCGCACCACCGUCUCGUGGACGCUGCGCAUCAAGGCAAGAUUCGCCCCAAAGAUUCGCUGACAGUUUUGAGACGCGCCAACUCGAUUUGGCCGCAACGACCUCGGACCGCGAGGGAGAUGACAAGCACAAGAAAUUCGCCCGAUACAUGGAGGGCCAAGCCUAG